AUGGGAGGAGCAUCUCAGGCACCAUGUGUAGACUCACUGCUCGUCAUAGAGGCCGGUGAGACUGUUCACGACGUCCCAGAUGAAGAACCUCCAUCAGACGACGUAGCUCCACUCCACAAUCCAGACUUUCCUGACACACUGCACGUCAUGAAUGAAGAGGACCUCAUCGGCAAACCUGCCUCCGUCAUUUAUGAAGACAGUUUGAAGCAGUUGGCAAAAUUCCUGGUGCUUCCAGUGAAAAAGUGCCCUUGCACAGGUGGUUUGCAUAACCCGGUGGAGCUCCAUUUGAAACAUGCCCUGUUGGUCAUGUGGUGUGGAGAUGGAGUUCACAGCCCUAUGAUACAAAAUGGCCGCUGGAUCCGGGCGCUCCUCACUCCACGCUUUCCCGCCGGACACAACUUUCCCGGCGUAGAUCCGGUGUAA
Messenger RNA from Knipowitschia caucasica, 423 nucleotides. NCBI's taxonomy places the organism in Eukaryota, Metazoa, Chordata, Actinopteri, Gobiiformes, Gobiidae. The record is from the annotation of a GenBank genome assembly.